This is a messenger RNA of Salvelinus sp. IW2-2015, 814 nucleotides long. RefSeq lists its product as uncharacterized. NCBI's taxonomy places the organism in Eukaryota, Metazoa, Chordata, Actinopteri, Salmoniformes, Salmonidae. The record is from RefSeq and is a predicted model, not a curated record.
CAGACUUGAUAGAUAAAAUGAUAUGUUGUUUUCCAGGGGACUGGCCAGCAGUAUGUCUGAGAACCGGCACACAGCUGUGGUGACAGUAGGCUUCGGCCAGGGUAGUAAGGUGGAUAGUGUGCCCAUGGGAAGCCGGAUGACGCACAUCCCAGAGGCCCCGGCUGGGCAGCGGGGUCCAGGCAAGCCCCAGUCUUCAGGCCCGAGGCGUGGGCGUCUGAUGCACCAGAGCACCCUGUCACUAGGGGACCCACAGGGAUCUGGGACCAGCUACACGACCACCCACACUCAGAGUUACUGUGGGCGGGAGGCCGACGGCCAACCGCUGGUCUUCUUUCCCCGAGAUCCCGCCUACCCCUCCCAGCACACCAGUCAGCUGGACCUGAGUCACACAUCCACCAGCCAAUCACAGACACACAGCAGAGACAUCCAUAACCACAAAGACAUCAUCCCGUUCAAUGUUCUUCAUAGGCUGGGUCAGAGUAAUUGGUCUCGUAAUCGCGAUGGCGUGGCCAUGAGAGAGGUGACCAUACGAAGGAGCCCACCCCCUACUGGACGACCUAUCGCAGUGAGCACAGGAGUCCUAGCCCCUCUCCCUCACCACACGCCACUGGUAGACCCACACUGUGGCAUCAACAUGAUAUACUGACAGGUGAGGCCAGGAGUCCAGCAGGCCCAGGUAACGCCAGGAGACAGUCUGGAGAGAGAGUUCUGUGGGCAACGCGACGCUGGGAGACGGACUGCUGUUCCCUCCGACUCUACUAAACACACACAAUUCAACUGUUAUUGUCCUGCUGAAAGGUGAAUUCAUCUCAGU